AUGGACAACCUAAAGCAAGAAAACGUGGUGUUUGAGCUCCGGUGGAGGAACAAAGUUCCAGUUCUUGGAAAGAUUGGAAGGUCACAGCUGUUGGGGAGGGCAGAGAUUCCUUGGAAACAAGUGUUUGAGUCACCAAACAUGGAAAUAAAGAAGUGGGUCACGAUGAUUUCAACAAGGCGGCAUGUGCUUGAUGGUGCCAAGCCACCUAAGCUGCAGGUGGGGAUGAGAAUUCAAGUUCCUGCAAUGGUGGAAAUGGAGACUAGGACACAUGUAAAGGUUAACAAGUGGAAAUAUGAGUGUGAAUGCAAAGAUGGUCAUGGCUACAGUACUUGUGAAGAUUACGAAAUUUUUGCACUAGCGGCUGCUUUGGAGGCCUUUUAG
This is a messenger RNA of Quercus robur (English oak), 381 nucleotides long. RefSeq lists its product as uncharacterized. Lineage: Eukaryota; Viridiplantae; Streptophyta; Magnoliopsida; Fagales; Fagaceae. The coding region runs from base 1 to 381 and encodes 126 amino acids. The record is from RefSeq and is a predicted model, not a curated record. The transcript has a single exon.